AUGGAUAAGUCGUGGAUGCACGCCGAUAGAAGAUCACGGAAGUUUGAGGUAGGACUAGCAGAAUUUCUAAAGUUUGCCUCGAGGAAUGCCAACAAUGAAAGGAAGAUACGUUGUCCUUGUUUAAAAUGCUGCAACACCGAUGGAUUUUCCAUUGGAGUUAUUAAAGACCAUAUAUUCUGGAAUGGUAUUGAUGAGAGUUAUAAGAAUUGGAGGUGGCAUGGAGAGCCUUCUACGUCUUACAUGAAUAGUAGAAUGGGAGGCGGAUCUGAAACUGUAGAUUGGGAACCUGCUAGUGGGGUGGGGGAGAAUGAUGUAGAUAUAGGAGAAAGUGAGGAUGAGGAGAUAUCUGAAGACUUAAAUGAGUUUCUUAGGUAUGUGGAGGAUGGUGAUAAGCCCUUGUACCCUGGUUGUACCAAGACAACCAAGUUGAAUGGUUUGAUUCAGACAUUCAAUCUGAAAGCAAAGCAUGGAAUGACUGAUGCUUGCUAUUCCGACAUGCUAAUAAUGAUUGGGGGUUUGCUUCCUGAAGGGAAUGAGGUUCCAGCCUCAUUGUAUGAGGCAAAAAAAACACUUAGUCAAUUAGGGAUGGAGUACGAAAAGAUCCAUGCAUGUCCUAAUGACUGCAUCUUGUAUAGACAGCAGCAUGUAGAUGCUAUUAUAUGCCCCACUUGUGGUGUUUCACGGUGGAAAUUGGGCAAGGAUAAAACAGAGAAAGAAGGGAUUCCUGCCAAGGUAUUAUGGUACUUUCCAUUAAUCCCGAGGUUGAAACGAUUGUACCAAUUAGCAAACACAUCUAAGAAUCUGACUUGGCACGACCAUGGCAGAAAAAAAGAUGGGAUGAUGCGACAUCCAGCUGAUUCCCCAACUUGGGAUUUAAUUGAUAAAAGAUGGCCAGAAUUUGGAAACGAGCCUAGGAACCUCAGACUAGCCCUCUCAUCUGAUGGCUUUAACCCUCAUAGUUCGCUAAGUAGCAGGUACUCUUGUUGGCCUGUUAUACUUGUCACAUAUAAUCUUCCUUCUUGGCUGUGUAUGAAGAGGAAGUAUAUGAUGCUGACGUUGUUAAUAUCUGGACCAAAACAGCCUGGUAAUGAUAUUGACGUCUAUUUGCAGCCCUUAAUAGAUGACUUGAAAUUGUUGUGGGAUGGUGUUGAGGGAGUAUAUGAUGCAUUAAGAGGGGACUACUUCAAACUGAAAGCGGUACUCCUCUGGACUAUUAACGAUUUUCCUGCUUAUGGGAACUUGUCAGGUAGCAUUGUAAAAGGUUACAAUGCUUGUCCAAUAUGCGUUGAUCAGACCCGACCACAUAGGUUGAAGAAUGGUAAUAAAAUGUCAUUCAUGAGGCAUCGCCGCUAUCUACCUCGACAUCAUCCUUAUCGAAAACAGUAUGCUGCUUUCGACAACACAAUAGAAGAGGACCUUGCUCCUGUACCAUUAACCGGAGACGAGGUGUUAGCAAGAGUAGAUAGUCUGAAUUGUGAAUUUGGCAAAAAGUCUCGUCCUCCUCAUGGGAAGGGUGUUGAAGACCAAAGCAGACCAUGUUGGAAAAAGCAGUCUGUGUUCUUUGAACUAGAGUACUGGAAGUAUAUUCCCGUACGUCAUAAUCUCGAUGUCAUGCACAUUGAGAAGAAUUGUUGUGAUGCCUUGAUUGGUACGUUGUUGAACAUUCCAGGUAAACCAAAGGAUGGGGUUGCUGCUCGUUUAGACAUGGUUGAAAUGGGCAUUAGGACUGAUUUGAGCCCUAAAAUUGGUGCCAAAAGGGACAAGUUACCUUUGGCUAGUUGGAACUUGCUGCUACAUGAAAAGAAAAUUGUUUGCAGCUCUUUUUUCAAUAUGACAGUGCCUGUCCAGUUUUCAUCAAAUGUUAGAAGUCUUGUCUCUAUGGAUGAUUUAAGACUUGUUGGUCUUAAAUCGCAUGAUUGUCACACCGUCAUGCAAAUUCUUCUCCCUGUUGCUUUACGCUCUGUUCUAGAGAAGCCGGUUAGGUAUGCAAUCAUUCGUUUCUGCCUAUUCUUCAAGGCUAUAUGUUCUAAAGUGAUCGAUGUUUCAAAGCUAGAAAAAAUGCAAGCUGACCUGGUUGUUACAGUUUGCUUGCUUGAGAAGUACUUCCCACCUUCUUUUUUCGACAUCAUGAUUCAUUUAACUGUCCAUCUUGUGAGAGAAGUUAAGCUGUGUGGUCCAGUAUUUUUUCGAUGGAUGUACCCCUUCGAGAGAUACAUGAAAGUGUUUAAAGGAUGGGUGAGAUGUCGCAGGCAUCCUGAGGGGUGCAUAGCAGAGUGUUACAUUGUCGAAGAGGCUGUUGAGUUUUGUGCUGAACGUAUGCUUGAUGAUGCUACUACUGCUGGAAUUCCAGAAAGUUGCAAAUCAACAGUCCGUAAUGCGACCACACCAUUAUCAGGCGCUACCAUGAUAUCUGUUUAUGGAAAGGAGCUACAUCAAGCACAUCUUUGUGUCUUGCAAAAUACGGAGGAUGCAACGCCCUAUUUCACUGAACACUUGGAAUUAUUGAAGUUGCUGUUUCCUAAGUUCUCGAAAAACCGAAAGUGGCUGAAGGAUAAACAGAACCAAACAUUUGCUGAGUGGUUAAAGGAGAGGGUAUCAAAUGAACUCAUGUUCGCCAACAAUCAGGUUUCAGAAACAAUGAGGUGGCUGGCAGGUGGACCAAAGAAUGAAGUGCCGACAUUUAGUGGAUACCAGGUUAAUGGAGUUGAUUUCAACACCAAGGAGCGGGAUAAUGUUCGUUCAGUUCAAAACAGUGGAGUCUUUUUGCAAGCUGAUGCAAUGCAAGUUUCUAGUGCAAGGGAUAAAAACCCCAGAACUGAUGAUAUGGACUUUUACGGUGUGAUUAGACAAAUCUGGGAGUUGGACUACUAUAAGUUUAGGGUUCCGAUAUUCAAAUGUGAUUGGGUUGAGAAUGUUAGGGGCAUCAAAGUAGACGAACUUGGGUUUACUUUGGUAAAUCUAAAUAGAAAAGGGCACUUGAAGGAUGCCUUUGUCUUGAGUACCCAUGUAAAGCAAAUUUUUUACAUACAAGACCCUCUUGAUGCUCAAUGGUCAGUAGUCGUAAGGUGCCCAGAUAGAGACUACCAAGGGGCUGAUGAAGAUGAGGAGCUAGAGGAUAUUGAAGUCGAGCAGCAGCCAUUUAAUGCCACAAUGCCAUCCAUUGAGACUUUUGAUAACAUUGUUGGUGAUGAACCUAGCAGUUAUAUGCGACCCGGAGAUGAAGGAAUAUGGAUUGAGAAUGAAAACGGUUCACAUGGCUGA
Molecule: messenger RNA, 3261 nt
Organism: Rosa chinensis
Lineage: Eukaryota; Viridiplantae; Streptophyta; Magnoliopsida; Rosales; Rosaceae
Exons: 3
Coding region: 1-3261 (1086 amino acids)
Source: RefSeq, a predicted model, not a curated record